Messenger RNA from Pocillopora meandrina, 34379 nucleotides. The record is from the annotation of a GenBank genome assembly. NCBI's taxonomy places the organism in Eukaryota, Metazoa, Cnidaria, Anthozoa, Scleractinia, Pocilloporidae.
CGAAGGUGAGCGGGGGAAUGGGGGAAGGAAAGUCGAGAAACUUCCUUCAGCACAUCAGGAUCAAAAUACGCUUCUAGGAAAAAGGCUGGAAAGUCUUAAUAAUUCACCUAAUAUAAUGGGACAUAUCUGGACCCUUCUCUGUUUCUUGCAAGUCAGCUUUACCGAAAGGAGUUUAUUGAGACAACGUGGACCAACGUAGGUGAGUUCGAGCGUUCAAUAUACGUUGCAACUAAGAAGAAAAGUCAUACAAAUUCAUCUCCAGCCAACCAGAUCAAGGAAUUUUAGCUCAGAUUUAAUCACAAAAUUUCAAAGCGAUUAAUAUAACGAUGAUCCAACUUGAGAUGUAAGAUGGCAGAGAUCUUCGAUUAUAUUUAUCUGCAUUAUAUAUCUAAUAUAUUGUGGGGAUAAGACCAACUAGAAGAGAGAAGCAAACUUAACUCUCUGCUCAAACUCGAAUGGAAUUUAGGCGACACUCAACUCAAGCUCUAACUUUAUCGUCCAUGUCUUUCCUACGUCAUGUUAAGGCAGUUGCAGAAGGUUAGAUAAGAAGACGAAAAUACAACGCAUACGUUAAUUAUCAGUGAAGCAUAAAACUUCCCUUUUAGCAAAACAGUAUAUCAAGUACUUUGUAUCACAACAAGAUCAAAAUGCAUGGUUUGUGUCAUGAAAACUUUUAACGUAUACUUCGUUCGGGAAAUGUCUUCUAUCUUGCGAUUUAGAGCUUGAAUUGACGCAAUCAAAUUUUCAGCGUCAUGCAUACUUUCACCGUUCUAAAGUGCUGCAUUGUAAUUUCAGAUCGAAUUGUAAACAAACUCUCUGCCAGAAAUAUUUUACAUAAAUUCGAAUUUGAUUAAUAUAAACUGAUAGAUUUAGAUACUUAUGUGAUUUAUAGGCUUAGUUAGCGGUUAGAACUGAAAAUCUGUUAGGACUGUUGAAUAUGAAAUGGUCCAACAGUCUGCCUAAACACCGCUACAAAAGUAUGCAGAUCGAAUUUUGUUUGAUCGACCAAAACAUUUUGUCGGGUCAGUUUUCUUUGGCUAAGUUCAGCGAUCAAACCCAAAUAAUUUUGAACUAAAUGGCGUCUGAACACAAUAUUUUAGAAGCUUGUUCAACAUUUAUCAAUAGGAGUUUCAAAUUCUGUAAUCAAAAAUCAAUUUAAAAUUAUAAAAAUUAAACGAACUUGAUACGGAGGCGAUGCUGACGAGACAUUAGCGGCGUCUAAACAUAUACCAUCGGCAUUGAACUUCCUUUUCAGCAAUUCAGGAUUUAACAAAAUGGCCAAAGAAAAAAAACACAGGAAGUACUUUACAGGCCAUUUCAUUGAUUUUCUAGUAAUGACGUAAACCUAUUAUGACUACAGCUUUCCUCUCUAUUGAUCAGACUUUCGAGCGGAAACUGCCAAAAGAUUUUCUCAACGCCCGCUUGAUGAUAUGAAACAAGCUAAAUUUCAGGUUUUGUGAGAGGAGGGAUGAGUAGUUAGUGCUUCAGUAGAAUUCAUAGUUAGCUCCUUUUGGGGAAUCAUGUUAUUAAAAAGCAAGUCAGGCAUCAGUAUUGUUAAGUUAGUCGUGUUGGUAUUAGGUUGCAGAAACAUUCAAUACUGUGGUUGCAAUAGAUUUAGAUACUUCUGUGAUUUAUAGGCUAAGCUAGCGGAUAGCACCGAAAAUCUGUCAGAACUUUUUGAAUGAAAUGGUCCAACAGUCUGCUUAAACACCGCUAGAAAAGUACGCAGAUCGAAUUUUGUUUGAUCGACCAAAAUAUUUUGUCGGGUCAGUUUUCUUUGGUUAAGUUCAGCGAUCAAACCCAAAUAAUUUUGAACUAAAUGGCGUCUGAAAACAAUAUUUUUAGAAGUUUGUUCAACAUUUAAAAAUCAAUUAAAUCAAUCAGUUAAAAAUAAUAAAAAUUAAACGAACUUGAUACGGAGGCGAUGCUGACGUGACAUUAGCGUCCAAACAUUUACCACCAGCAUUUAACUUCCUUUUCAGCAAUUCAGGAUUUAAUAAAAAGGGAAAUGAUGAUUUAACUAGAAUAUUUCUCUCGGUUGAUAUCUCGUUGAGUUCUCAUUGCAGUCGCCGUCCUGAUGUUACAUAAGGUCUGUUAUUGUGUCACGGAAAAAAAGAACCAGCAUGUUCCCUUCUUUCAGUGACUGAAGAGGUUACUUGCUAACUACCUAGCUGUAGGUAGACACCUCUCUUUCCAGUCGGAUUGAUAAUCGAGACUUUCGUCGUUACGGUUUACAAAACAGAGUCAAAGUGUUUUAGGUAAGUCUUGCCCAUAAUGCUAACUGAAAUGCCUUGAACGUUAGAAUUACACGAACGCCUGUCCACAGACUCUUUCAGUGGCAAACCUCUCAAAAUUUAAUUAUAAUGGGAGGGGAAUAAUUGAAAAGAAGAAACUAUUAGCUAAUUAGUUGGUUUGUUAAGGACACUAGCUAGAAGGCUAGCAAAUUCUUGUAAUUUUUGUACCGAAACUUUUGUAUUUUAACGUAGUUUGUAUUGGUUUAUUUGUAUUGUUUAUUGUCAUUUUAAUCUCGUUAUUGGCGUUAAGCCCAGUUUUUUACACGCGAUUUCUGAUUACGUAUUCGCAACAUUUCAUUAGAUUGAUAGAACUUCGCAUGCUAAAUUAAUAUUACAUACACAGUAUUACAUACCCAGAUCACUGGUCUACCCUCUCCAAAACUGUAUCCUUCUUCUCGCGUGUCAGGCCACUUCGCCCGAAGUAAGGUGAUCUUUCGGCCAAUACCAAUAUCGAGCCCAGGGUCAUUUUGGUUCUUUCUGUUAGCAGUAUGGUCGCCAAAUUAUUUCAAUUGGGAAUUUUUUUUUUUUCUCGCAAAAAAGAUAUAGCGUCACCUUCUGAAGUUACUAUGAUAAAGAUGAGGGAAGAAAACAUAGGUGAACGCAGUAAACGUGUUAAUUCUUCACCGUAUUUUCAUAGAGGGCGAAUGUCUUGUAUCCUGAUCACUAGUAAAAUGAUCAUGUGAAAUCAGGGAAAUGUCUCAUUGCAGAAGAAAAAUGAUUCGAUCGACCCGUAUUUCCCUAAAUGAAACACAAACUAGACACGUUUUUUGUGUGUUUGCUGUAUUUUGGUCACCUAGGUUUGCCCAUGUGGCUUUUAUCUUUGUUUUAGCUCUGGAUGCAGCUGAAGAAAAAGUUCUGUUAUUUAGCUUGCAAGCCCCCUGUUUAUGUUUUCCAAGAAAGGCAACAUUGAAUUAACCUAGAGCUUGUCAGCGGUAUUCCAUGACGAAUUGAUAUUGCAUUAAAAGCCAAAAAAACGCGAAGGUUUCUUGGGUUGUUUCUCUAUGACCCAAACAUAAAAGCUUUUUUAAUUCCUAAUGAAUGUGUUAUGAAUAAAUCUUUUCUUUCAAAAGCUGAUAUAAGUGAUGACCACUUCGAAGGACGAUUUAGAAGAACAUCUUAAAUGUUCGAUUUGCCUCGAAAAGUUUACGGAGCCAAAAGCGUUGACCUGUCAACACAUCUUCUGCAAACAAUGCCUGGAGGGACUGGUGACUCGAGUCCGGACUCGAGUCCAGACUCGAGUCCGCAGACGAUACAUUAUCAGGUGUCCCGUAUGCAGAGAAGAAAGUCAGGUACGAAACCAGAAAUUAUUUAGGGAAACGGACCUUUAAUGGCCAAUUGACGUUGUAUCGUAUUGCAUAACAAAAAGCCAGGAAAUCAGGUCCAUAUUGUGCAACAAUAUUAAUAUGCAAAACUUUAAAAUUGAACAAUCCCUUUUAGGCACUGCACACCAAGAAACUAUAAAAUGACGAUUCGAAUAAAUAAGGGGGGGGGGGUUAGUUUCAUUGAGGCCUCUGUCAAUAUGUGGGUGGUAUUGGGAUGCCUCAUCUUCUUCUCCAAGAUUAUUUCAAAAUGAUUAUGGCCGUCCUUUGUGGUUUGAAACAUUUUUCCUUUACUGUUUGCGCACGAUAGUUAAUGCAUACUUUGAAAUCAGUAGUUGUCUACUUUCUCCAGUAAGUUUAUUUAAGAGAGUUUGACUACGUAUCUCAUUUUAAUAACGUGCAAUGGGUCUCGACAAGACGUUCCACAAAUUUUUAUCGAAUAUCUACAAAGCUAUUGCACACAACAAGGUCUAAACGAAAUCCUCAAGGGGCUUGCAGAAGAGCACACAAUUCGCCUUUCAGCCUCUUAACAACAAAAUAUUAUAUUCUCUUUUCCUUUCCAUUCACUGAAAUGUCCAUAAUUAGUCUUGCUUCCUUUUCUCCUCAGGUACUCAAUGGCGAUGUCGCAAACCUUCCGUCCAACUACAUUAUAAAUCAUCUGCUGGAUCUCAGACGCACAAAUUCCAAGCCCUUUUGUAACAAACACGAGGACGAAAUCCUCAAGCUCUUUUGCCUGAAUUGCCAACAGUUGAUUUGUCAAGACUGCGCUUUAAUUGAUCAUCGCGAUCACAAGUACAACUUCGCUAAAGAUGUAUUUCCCGCUGAGAAAGAAAAGAUAGUAAAUGCCAUGCUGGAAUCAAAAGAAAAAGUCCUUGCUUUACAAGGAUCUAUGGGUGCUUUUGAGGAGCAGAAAAAGAGUCUGGAUCAAAACGCGCGAGAGGUCGACCAGAAAAUUGACGGCUUCUUUAAUGAAGUAAUUCAGUUCCUAAAAGGAGAAAAGCAACGCAUGAAGGAUGAACUUAAAAGAGCAGUAAAGACCCAGAAGGAAGAAAUUCAUAAAGAGUUGAGUUAUUUCGAAGCUUCACUCGAGUAUGCAAGCAGUAGACUUGAGGUUAUAGAACACCUCCUGGCUAAAGUAAGCGACGAAGAUGCCCUAUUGGCAAAGAACGAUAUGCUAAAACAACUCAGUGAUAUUAACUCUGUUUUGCCCCAUUUACAGCCAACCCCUCAGACGACAUAUGACUUUGGGGCCGAUGGCAUGUUGGAUGUGAUUAAUAAAAUGGAAGCUAUUUCUUUACAUUAAACAGUGGUACACAUUUACGAGGGUGGUAAAUGGUUUACACGUGUCGCGUGAUUAAGGCCAAAGUCAAUAUGUAACCAUUUUAAAGAAAAGCGAGCGUGAUUCGUGAAUUUAUUAACCAGCGUGAGACGUGAUCAUUGCCUCCUUAAAUAUAUGCCACCCGUGAAAUCCUCAAGAGGAAGACAGAUUUUAGGUUUUCCUUUUUUAUUCAUGUGCGUGAUGCGUGAAUUUUUCUGAAAAUCCGUGCAUGAAAUGGGAUCAGCACAACCUUUUUGCUACCCUCAUUUAAAGUAUUUUAUCUGUCAAUUAACAUAGUGUUUCAUUUUCAACUAUAAGGAUCCAAAUAUCAUCAUGUUUUCCGUUGCCGCUCGCAUUAAUUUUUUUAUAAAAACAAUAUUUCGGUGCCUAAAACAGCGGUGCACAUAAUUGCCACAUUCAAUGUUAUUUCAUGUGAAACUAUAAGAAUCGAAAUACCAUUUAUAUGUACUUACUGUCUGUCAAAUUAAAUGUUUAUCAAAGUAGUAUUUACUGGCAGCUAUUCCGUUGCUUUAAACAGCGGUACCUGUAGUUUAUCACAUUAUAGACUGUCUCAUUUCUAACUUUAAGGAUUAAAUUCCCUUUUAUAUAUUUCCUAUUAUCAAUCACAUGUUAUGCAAGCAAUAUUUAAUGAUAUUUCUCGUGUGUGUUUAAAUAUGUUGUAUCGCUGAAUAUGAAGAGUGUGCAUCUGCGCGCUUCUAAGCAAACAAAGUUGGGUUUCAAGUUCUCGUAAAUUGCAUGGUAUUAAACACGUUAAAAAUAAUCAUAAGUAGACUACGAUAAAAAAGGUGUUUUUUUUUCAAUGAGUUGCAUUAAUUAUAGUUUUGAGCUCAGCCCUACAUAGCACAGAUAUGCUUAGGACAAAGACGGAGUGUUUUCACCUAAUUCCCGUCAAGGGCGUAGCUAGAGGUGGGGGUCCAAGGGUGCCCAUGACCCCCUUUUUGUAAGUUUUUUUUGUCACACCAAGUAAAACAUGGCGUAGAGGUCGACAUGACAGUUUGGUGAUUACUCGCUGAUUGACGAGGUGUAACCCACUUUUCAAAAAAUGCUGCCCCUCGAUUACAGUUUAGGCACUACUUUCUUAAAAUAACAAUACACUUCACUGUAAAAUAUGGAGUUAUAUAUAUCAGCAUGAAUCGUAUAUAUUUCCAUUUUAUCGCUGUCUUCGUUAUUUUAAGGUAUGACUAUUUGUAAAUAUGAAUACUAAAUUGAAUAUACAUUUUGUUUCAGAGGAUACUAUGUAAUCCAGUGAGACAAAACACUAAAAAUUGCUCUCGAAACAAAUUUAGAGCCCAAAAAGCCAGACUGUGGAAAAAAGAUUAGACAUUUUAAAAAAAGGCUGCAUCUCGUCUGGCUCUUUCUUUCUUUCACUCUCACGUCACAACUUUUGUUCAAACGGGACUACAAAGCUCGUGAAGGUAUCGAUCAUGACCCUUUCCCAAGACUGAUAAGAAACCUAGGAAGCGCUCCAUGGCUGAGAUGAUGCUAAAAGUUAUGUAGGGAAAGUUUGGUCAGCGCCAGCAGGCAAUCCCUUGGGUAUUCCGUAAUUUGUGAAUGCGCACAGCUCAUGAGUGAGCGCAGCGAACUAGUGAGAUGUCGAGUUGAACACAAGAGAAAUGCUAACACCAAAGCCACUGAAUACGUAACUUUCGAUUUUUCUUUUAGUAUAUUGGUUUUCUUCCUCCUAUAGGAAAGUUUGAACCUCACUGCCUGUUAGCAAUACAGAUUUUUUAGUGUUUUAGCCGCCAUAAUUCGAGGAAGCUCCGACAAACAACUUGUAUUGAGAAUCGUAAAGGCUUUUCCGUUCAUUCAUCAACCUGACCGAGUGGCACCAAAUGCGAGUGACGUGUCAGCAGCUGAUUGGGUAUAUCAACCCACGUGCAAAAAUACGAUAUUUUUUCACGUGUGCUGUUAUGGCUUUUCUCAGGGCCGGAAGUUUAUGUGAUAAAAGAUAAUUUGGUUUCAUCAGCUGAGUUCAUAAAACUGACGUUUUGAGCGUUUACCCCUCGUCGGAGCGAAUUGAAGAAUAUUAGAUUGCUUGGAGUUAACUUCAAAAAGGGCAUUAGUUUCAAAUAUUUCAUUUGUUAUUAUUAUUCAUUUUAAUAUUGAAAUUGUGAAUAUCGGGAAUAAUAUUCCUUUUGGCAAAAGUAACGCUUACCUGUGCGAUACCAUUCGACCCAAGUAUAGAUGAAUUGUGAUUGUCAUUAAAGUUGCCUUCGUUACGUUGCAAGAAAUGGAAAUGCACUUUCGUUGUUGUUGUUUUAUUUUUCUGCUUUCCAUUCGGUACCACUCUUUAAAUAAGGACCCUUAAUAGUGAGAAGAUGGGAUACAAUUUAGUUUGGCCACAGUUACAGGGGCGUAGCCAAGAUACUUCAAAUGGGGGGUAACACUAGGUCAAACAUAGGGUACACACUAGAUUUUUAUUUCGACCUCCAUGCCGUGUUUUACCUAAUGCGAUAAAAAAAGCUUACAAAGGGGAAGGGGGGGGGGAGGGCACGAACACCCCACAGCCCUUGGGUUAUGUGUCUUUUGGGUUUUCGAGGGAGAUGGAAAGGACAACCUUACAAGAAAAAGAAGGAAAGGAUGGAAGGUGAAAGAAGUUUAUAAUCGAAAUCUUAAGACUUUUCCCUCUGAAUUUUUUUUGGAGGGAUGUCUGAUAUGCUUAAUAUCCAUGUGACGUACAGCGAAACGAAGAAACUCACAUCCUGUCAAAAAGGAAUACGUUUUCUGGAAUUUCGUGAUUGAUUCCAAAAAAAGACUUCUCUGUUACAUGCGAGGGGAUCACAUUCAAGAAACACGAUGAAGAUAUGCUGAUAUUUCGCAAACAUCAAUGAAUUGUCACGUUCAGUUGAAAACUGUGAAAUUUACUAUUGUAAGGAAGGAAAGAAAGACCACUGAUUUGUACAUUGAGAUCUUAAUCGUGCAGGCUAAUUUCUUCGUUGUUUUUGCUUUAUUAUCAUUUUUUCGGAACUUAUGAAAUUGUGAUCAGUUUGCCCAUAAUUUUUUUAAUUACCUGUGUGCAACUGAUUUUCUUCGGAUGUUAGCUUUAUUUAAGGAAGGCUUCUGAAAUUUUAGUGCCAGCUUAAAGGAGAUGAUUCAGUAAAGAAAAAUAAUAAUUCUAGAAAGAUCGUAUUUAAUUGGUUAUUGAUCAUAAAAUAUGAAGAGAUUUUGUAAAUUAGGUGCAUUUUAUCCGCAUAAGUAUCUGAAUCCUUUGCUUAUUCCUUUUCAAUUGCUAAAUAAAAUGUUGAAAUCCCAGAACUCGAUCAGAACAUUCGCCUGGUUUCGCGAAUAGUUUAUGAUGCUUAAACUGAUGACAGGAAUGACUUAAAAGUUUUUCAUUUACCACUGCAGGUUAAAAUAUUUCAGAUUUUACAUUCAAACUCUGUUUAAUUCAUUCAUUGCCCAAAUUUUCUCAUGGCAUAUGCACUUAGAAAAGUGAAUCUCGAUGAUGGCUUUUUUUACAUGUAUUCAAAGCAACAUUCAUGAAAAUUUUAAUCCCAAAAAAUUCGUUAUUUGGGUAGUUCAGUCCUUUUUCUUCAACACUGUCAGCAAAGGUUUAUUUUUGUUUCAUUUGGUCUCUUUGUAUGUUUCAAUCUUUUGUUUUGAUGUCACUCGUUUGAAGCAGAGCGUUCACAGCGAUGAAGGAUGUUUCCGUCAUCAAGCGUUUGACUCAGAAAAAAGAACAUUGCAUUUGGAUUAAAAAUCGUCAUGAUUUCGAGAGAGAAGGAAUACGUUUUUCCCUUAAGAAAUAAGUUGACAUGUUCUGGGUUGAGCCUGUAGAGGUAAGGGCGAAGUUAUAUUUCAGGAGGCGAACUAUAAAAGGUUUAGACGGUGAACUUGCAAAUUAGUCAAUUGCCCAAGGAUUUUCAGGACACUUAUGAUAAAAAGCUAAACGAGAAGAAAACCACUACUUGCUACUCCACAUACAUAACUGCUAUACUUAACUAGCUCAUACUUUUCGUGAGAGUAACAAACCUCUAAAUGUAUCAAAAACUUGAGACACUUGCACAUUCCCUUCAUAUUUGUCCACAAAAUAAAAUCCAAACACAAAAUAUCUAGAUUUGGUCGAGCGUGAAAGCUUAGCUCCAGUAGGCUAAUGCUAAUACCCUCAGAACCAGCUUUGCCAUCACACGUGAGUGAAAGAUUGCCCCCGUCCAUAUCGAUUAAUGACGUGACUUUGCAAAUGGCCUUAAAGUAAAAAUUCCGCCAUAUUAGAAGUUAAAACUGACUUCACCAUGUAAAAGAGGAAAAAAAACUCAAGGUAAAAACCUUGUAUUAAUGUCAGUAUCAGAGAAACUAUGCACCUACCCCUUCCCCAACUCAACAACAGUCAACUGAUAAUAAUUUAGGGUUAAUGUUGGGUCAGGGGAGGAGUAGGUGCACAGUUGAUCAGAGACUGAGACAGAUCCAAAAUUUUUAAGCGCGUGACUUGUUAAUUACUGACAGAAAUGUUAAUCACUCAUAAAAAUAAGAUUUUUAAAACUCGCCUGAAAGUAUGUAUGAAAUUUUUUUUUCUUUUUCCUAUAUCAUUAAGUUAAAAAACACUCCAAAUAUAGCCUCUAACUAUAGAUUGAAUUACCGUAAUUAGUAACCCUCAUCAUCACUCAAGCACAAACGGGCCUAUCUUGUACAACCUUUCCCUUCCCCCAAGUCUUCGUUUGGUGUUGCAAGCUGGAGAGUAAGAAGGACAACUUCAGAUGCCUGCUAGAGGGCCUUUUUUCUGGAAUAGGGAAUGUAAUCAUUUACACCGAUGAACUUGAGACAAAACGAAAAGGAGGGGCUAAACACCCGAAAGAUAAACUUUAUUUUGCCUCAGCUUCUCUCGUAUCUGCAGGAACAACAAGGUAAUAAACUUUGAGGUAAGUACAUUUGUAACAUUGUAUUAAACACUUAGUGAAGAGCUAAGUCGCUAUACAGGGUCGGUCAUCUGCUCAAGGCCAGUUUUAAACGGCCAUUUUAUAGUUUUGGGUCGAGAAAAUUUAUCAAAUCCCUUUUAUUUCUUUUAUAUCUUUAGAUAAUUUUGUGAGAGAUUGAUUUACUAGCUAGCUCAAACAGAUGAGCCAUAACAAAUUAUUUGACUUCCCCAGUCAACUUCCGAACUUCUGCUUGGAAAUAAGUAAUUCAAAGGACAUACUUGCUUAUAGUUUUUUUUUUUAUUUAUGGAGUGACUUUUAUAAGUUGUUGAAGUUUUUUUAAAUGUAUGUUUGUGAUUGAAUUCUAUCCGUUGGCUACCCAUUUGAAAGUAACACAAACACUCAUCGAACACGAGUUUUUGGUGAUGAUCUAAUGUGACUGAUAACUUCUUGUUGGAUCCUCUUCAUUUCUUUGUCUUUUUUAUUACAUUAUUGUGAAUCUUGAUUUUUUGAUAAUGGUUUUCUGAUUUCUUAAGCACCAAUACAUGAAGCCAACAAUAUGGUGCUGUUUGCAAAUAUUAUGAUUCCUGAUAACUUAACUUAAAUCAGACAGCUCUGCAGCAUGCAUGACGAUGCAACAUGACCAUAACAACUAAAAUGCGUAUAUCCAAUGGAAAGCUAUUUUCUCUUCUAUGGUUCGUCUUCUGUUUUCGGUCGACUGCAAAGAAAGCCUCCGCACUUUUCCGCAUGAACUGAUUACAUGGUUCGUGAAAGCACAUGAUUUUAUCCCGGUUGGAGGAAGGAAGGCGCAAUUGCAUCUUUAGCGAAUGAUGCACAUGCGUGCAACACAAAAUUUUGUCAGUCAUGGAUUGGAUACCGCCGAUACCUCAAUAUGGAUUUAAUUUCCUCCCCCAUUCCGAUACUCUAACAACUAGCAACAUCACUAGAAUCCAUUCUAGUAUACUGAGAAUUUGCGGCAUCACUCGAAUAUAAUAACAACCGGCCGCUUGUGCGCCUGCCUCUACAGAAACUUGUAAAUACAACCAAAAACUCACACAUAUCCGAUGAAAUGUUUUUUUCCUUUUAAAGAGUUUGUUUACCGUUCUCUUAUACGCAAUCGACCAAGUGGUCAUCGUUCGUCACGACAUAUUUUAAAGGGCGUAAAUCUUAAUUUUUUUCUUACAUUGCGAUUUAUUUAAGUCGAUAAGGUAUUCCACAAUCGUUUUGAGAUUGAAUUAUCCCUUUUUUCUGUGUUUCGGGGGGGUAACGUGCUAAUUGGUCGUAUACGGUUUUUUGUUGAUAAUUUAAGGUGGCUCUGCUUUCCGAACUUUUGCAGUUGAAUGUAGAAUUCAAUCUUUACUCCUGGAUAGAAAGACGUGCUCGACACUCAUUGGACACUUAGUACAUCCGCGGAGUAAGUUUGGGAUCAUUGGAAGGAAGUGAUAAAGUGUAUGAUAAAUGCAACCAAGACAAAUUUAAGAGGGAGACUUUUCGAGUUACAAAUACAUUUCCACGGACGGAAAUAGAAUCUUGAGACGGAAGAUAAAAAAAAAAUGUUAUAACUUUAAAAUCCAGGCGCCUAAUGCAAUGACGGGUAAUUUAGUGUUAACAACUGAGUUGAAAACGUAAAUUAGCCACCGUAAUGGAUAAAAAAGCUGACGUUUCGAGUGUUAGCCCUUCGUCAGAGCGAUUGGAGGAAUUGUGGGUUGUGUGGGUUUAUAUGCAGAAAGUGGAGCUACAUCAUUGGUGGGAAUAUGGUGACGAGAAAACAGGAAUAAAUUAGUGGAAUGAAAAGCGCUCGUUGAUUCCGUGGGGAUUAAGGGUGCCGAUUUGGAAGAUAAAUUUUUGUUCUAGUGUUUUGCGGCUUUCCGAACUGUCUAGAUGCAAGGAAAGGCCGCAAACUUUCAUAUGCUGUUUAAAAUGAUUAGGGAGAUUAAUGUGUCUAGCGACUGGUUUGGAUGCGUCCUCGUCAUUUCUUUCCAUGUCGCGAAGGUGUAUAUUGCAGCAUGAUGACUACCAAAACUCCAGACAGAAUGAAUCAUUCAGCGAUAGAAAGAGUAUUAAAAUUUUAGAGAGCAUGUACAAAACCUCUUAACGCAUCGUUAAGCAGACAUGUCGGGGCAUGUUUCAUUAUCCAAGGCCUGAAGUUUUGGAAGAUAUAACCUGCAUCAACUAUCGCAGGUCGAAAACGACUGAUAAGGAAUAGUAUAAAUCAUGAUGAUCCUCCUCCCAACUCUUUGGCGGUUGUUUCAGUUGAGGUCUCAAAAUGUUUAAAAAAAGAGUCAUCGCUCCGAUGAUCCAGCUCAAGAGAAGUUAAUUCUACAAAACAUACUUCCUUAUUGGAACCCCUUGACCCCUCUUUGGAAGUCUAGCUAAUAUUUAACACCAGGAGCAUCGUUUGUCGUAUCGUGGUUCUUAUCACAAAUUUAUUAGGACUCUUCAGUGCUGUGUGGACGGCAAUACAUAACAAAAUGUAUUGCAAACCGAGGAACAAACUUUCGAGUCAUAAAAAAACAAAAUGAAUACUUUGGUGAUGGAAAUAGGAUCAAAAGCGCCAGGGAGCAGAAACAAAAUCAAGAGCACAUUUAAAUGAUAGAAACAUUUGCCAUUUUCGGCAGCAUGACUUUCAAAAAUAAUUCACAUACAAUUUUUCUCCUCUAACUACGUGAACAACCACAAGUUAUUAAGCUUUAACGCAUAAAGAGCAUUUUAAGGAAGCAUUUCACCAAGCUACCAUGUCUGAUGUGUUUCCUCCUUGUUUAAUUAAACUCUGUUGUCCAGACUUAACCAACUAUGAUAAGCUAUUGCAAUGAUCUAGUAGAAUAUUUUCAAGUCUCAAACUGAAUUCGGCAUCAUUCGAAUUCCAACACCGCUUCUGUUGGACGGCUCAGAAGAAACGUUGCAAAAGAAAGAAGAAGUUGAAUUGUCUUAAUGUGAUUAUUGAUACAAUUUCCCAAUUUCCAAUGCAGUAUAAACUUGCUUACACUUAUAAUAAAAAAUAAAAAAAAAGACUGAAGAGCAAAACCUUUAAAGUCGUGACUUUGGUAACUACUGACAGAGGUUCUGAUCAUUAACAGGAAUAAGACUAAAAACACAGACUCUUGGGGGCAUUCACAAACCCACGACCACAUUCUUGAUUACAGCAAUUUUUGUUCAAGUUACUAAAAAAAGGUCCUUUCCCUUCCCCCAGGCGACCUGGUUCUCACACCAAUUGUUUAUGCAACAGUAGAUCCAAUGAGUGCCAUCUUACGACAAAAGAAAAGGGAGAGGCAAGCCAUCUGACUGAUAAACUUUACUUCACCUCAGUCUGUGUCAUAUUUGCGAGAGCAACAAGUAAGUAAACUUCAAGGUAGGUACAGCGUUAAAUCAUCCUGUUAUUUUCACUUUGAGCCGGGAGAAGUGAAGCUAUACCGGGUCGCUUCAGUGGCCGUCGAUGGCUAAUUUCAAAUGACGAAUAUCAGAGUUUUAGGAUGACCAAAUUUGUGAUAUUAACUUUGUAACAACUUCCUUUGCUAUUCUUUUAUAAUGUUUCAGGGGACUGGCCUACUAGUUAGUUCCCACUUAGUUUCAAAUGGUCUGAUCCAAUAAUCAAUUUGAAUAUGAAAUUUAAAUCUUUAUUCUUCCGCCGUUUGCAAAUAUAACGGAUCUUGAUAGAUUAGAGCUACUUGACUCAAGUCAGAAAGUUUUAUAGUAUUCUUGAAGAUACACCAUAGCAAUAACAACGAAAACUCGCAUAUCUGAUGGCAAGAUAUUUUCCUUUUAGGGCUUAUCUUCAUUUCUUGUUCGACAAUUUUCGCAUUUGUCCACAUACACUGAUUACAUGGUUUGUGAAUACAUAUGAUUAUAAGUGGGCAGAAAUAAUAGGGUAUUUUACAAACUUUUAUAAGCCUCAGAUGGGAUACCGCUCAUACCUUAAAGUGGGUUUAAUUUUCUUCCUAAUUCUGAUACUUUAAUUGUUUUCAACAUCAUUCAGUUCGAAGCCAUUCCCACCCUCAUGUGACGGCUUUUAAAACGACGCGCUAAGAUAACCUAACAAAUGGCGCGUCCUAGCGAGGUUUUUAUUAUUACUUUCCGACUUUUCAAUGUUGUGUGCACCGUUCAUGAUAAACGCAAAAGAAAGACGAAAUCUAAUAAAGAAAAAUAAUUGCACACAUUAUAAUUAUUACAGACCGAAUGUUUCAUUGAGCGAUUGAAAUAGCAUCAAAAAGCGCCAGAGUACGUGCAUAAACUCUCAGAACGCAUCGUUAAGCGAAUAUGUCGAGGCAGGUUUCGUUGUCUUAAUCUGCAUCAACUUUUGUAGGUCGAAAACGAUUAAAAACAGUAUUAAUUGUGAUGAUGCUCCUUUCGCCACUUCUUUGGCUUUUUAUUUUAGUUGAAACCAAAAAGCUAUUUAAAGCUCGGAACGAAAUUUAUUGCUCCGACGCUCCAAUCGGAAAUGACACGCCGAUACAACCUGGCAAAUUGCGCGUCCUAGCGGGGUUUUUAUCGUAACUUCCCGACUUGUCAAUGUUCUGCGCACUAUUCAUGAUAAACGCAAAAGAAAGACCAAAUCUAAAAAGAGAAAAUAAUUGCACUCAUUAUAACUAUUACAGGCCAAAUGUAUCAUUCAGUGAUAGAAGUAGCAUCAAAAGCGCCAGAGGACAUACAUAAACUCUCAGAACGCGUCAGAACGCAUAAUUCUAUUUAUGCACUCGGCUUUGAAGCACCAUUGGGAACAAAUGUUCGCUAGUUUUGAUUAGUUACUUUUUGUAGUCACAAGGAUCACAGCAUGGAGCGUCCAAUAGUUGAGGAUGCAUUAAUUUUACAGCAACCUAAAUUGGGUAUAAAAAUGUUAUAUCCUUAAAAUCAAGACGCCGAACUCAAUGACGGAUGAAUUCGCACAUUUGCUGAGGAAACAAGAAAGGAUGCGAAGUUAUCUGAUUGUUUUGGCAAUUGAGCCAAAAUUAUGCCGCUGUUUGCGAAUAAAACGAUUUCUAAUAGAUAAAAGCUACUUAACUUAAAUCAGAUAGCUUUGUAGUAUUCUUGACGAUGCCGUGAGUAUGAUAAUAACAAAUGAAAUUCGCAUAGCCAAUGGAAGCCAUUUUCGUUUAUUAUGGCUCAUUUCCGUUUCUGUUCAACUGCGAUCGAACACCUCUGCAUUUAUCAGCAUAAACUGAUUAACAGUUUGUGAAUGCAUAUGACCACAUCUGGGUUGAAGGAAGGAAAGCAUCACUGCACAGCGAGUGAUGCACACAAUAAGUGCAGUCAUAACAACUGCAAACCUCCAGACUGAAUGAAUCAUACAGCGACGGAAAUAGCAUCAAAACUGUUAGAGAGCAUACACAAAACCUUAAAACGCAUCGUUAAGCAAGUGUGCACUGUUCAUGAUAAACGCAAAAGAAAGACCAAAUCUAAUAGAGAAAAAUAAUUGCACACAUUAUAAUUAUACACAGACCGAAUGUUUCAUUAAGCGAUUGAAAUAGCAUCAAAAAGCGCCAGAAGACAUGCAUUAACUCUCAAAACGCAUCGUUAAGCGAACAUGUCGGAGCAGGUUUCGUUAUCUUAACCUGCAUCAACUUUUGGAGGUCGAAAACGAUUAAAAAUAGUAUAAAUUGUCAUGAUGCUCCUCUCGCCUCUUCUUUGCCUUUUUAUUUUAGUUGAAACCAAAAAACCGUUUAAAACUUGGAACAAAAUUUAUUACUCCGACGCUUCAAUCGAAAAAAAAGAUAAUAUUUCAAACGUAUUAUUUGACAGUUAAGCAAGUUGAUUGUCCUGUUGUGGUUGUUAUCACAAGCCUGUUAAUUAGAUAUGCUAAUCAGUGACAAACGUAGUAUUACCGGGAGGCAUUCACAUUCCGACGAAACAAUACGAAUACAAUUGCCUUAUCUACUCCUCAUCUUUAGACAAACAUGAUGGCUGUGAUAUUUUUAGAAAGAGAUACAAGUGACUAAAAAAAGCAUAUCCUAGUAAUAAUUAUCCCUUUCCCAUCCCCCAUGUGUCCUUUUCUCGCGCCACUUGUUUAUGCAACCUUAUAUCCAUUGGACAAAGAAAGAUCUAGAAGAGUGUUUUCACCUAAUCCCGUCAAGGGCGUAGCUAAAGGUAGGGGGUCCAGGGGUGCCCAUGACCUCCCUUUUGUAAGCCUUUUUUGUCACAUCAAGUAAAACACGGCGUGGAAUCCGACAUGAAAGUUUGGUGAUUACUCUCUGAUUGACGAAGUGUGACCCUCUUUUCAAAAAAUGCUGCUCCUCGAUUAUAAUGUAAGCACUACUUUCUUAAAAUAACAAUACACUUCAUUGCAAAAUAUGGAGUUAUAUAUAUCAGAAUGACUAGUAUGUUUCCAUUUUCAUCGCUGUCUUCGUUAUUUUAAGGUGUGACUAUUUGUAAAUAUAAAUAAUGCAUUGAAUAAACAUUUUAUUGCAGAGGAUGCUAUGUAAUCCAGUGAAACAAAACACUACAAAUUGCUCUCGAAACAAAUUUAAAGCCCAAAAAGCCAAACUGUGGGAAAAAUAUCAGACAUUAAAAAAAAAAAGGCUGCAUCUCGUCUGGCCCUUUCUUUCCUUCACUCUCACGUCACAACUUUUUGUUCAAAGGAGACUACAAUGCUCGUUAAGGUAUCGAUCAUGACCCUUUCAAGACUGAUAAGAAACCUAGGAAGCGCUCCAUGGCUGAGAUAAUGCUAAAAUUUAUGUAGGGAAAGUGUGGUCAGCGCCAGCAGGCAAUCCCUUGGGUUUUGCGUAGAUUGUAAAUGAGCCCGUUCGUGCCCAAACGUGUUAUUGUGGCGGCGUCUGUUUGAAAUGUUUAUUGAUCUAUUGUUUUGAUUGCAUUCUUUGUUCUUUGUCUUCUAGUUUAUGAUUAAGAUUAAGCUAUUCAGUAAUGCAAUUUUUCAGGGAAGACGCAGCGUCACAGCGUGAAGCAGAAGCCGGACCUUUCUGGAAGCGUGUCUUCACAGUUUCGGCUUCUGCUUCCAUGGUGACCUUGCUAACAACCUUUUGUUUACACUUCUUCGCUCUAUUUCAGUUCCUUACUACGGGGAAAAAGGUAGCUACUGACAAGUUGCUGUAUGAUAACCUUACUUUUGUAGGCUCAAACGCCCUUUUAAAUGGUGAUUCUUUAGAACGAGCUCUAUCAGAUCCGUUUCGCGAAUACCAAUUCUCGUUUUACUAUUCUACUAUUCUAAUACUAUUCUUGUUUUGACAGUGUAUUUAACUCAUUUUCAAAGAGUGGAUUAUCAAUUGCCUCUUGGUUCUAUUCCAACAUUUUUUCAGAUUCUAUUUGCUAGGUGAUGUAAUAUGAUGGACAAUGUUUCCUUUUAAGAGUCAUUAUCAGAUUAGCUUUGAUUUUUCGCGAGUUUGUGGGUAAGCUUGUUUAUUGACGAUGAACAUGUAAUAGCUUUGGAUCCCGAGUGAAAUUUCAUAAACAUUUUCCCUAUUGAGCAUGUGCCUCCUCAAGUUCCGCCACUGACCGGAUGAAACUGAGUUCAAUGAUACUAAGAUCUCAGGAUUUAAGCGAUGGGCUUAAGAAAUCUUGGCUCAUUUGAUGAAAAAGUUUGCUUGUGUAUAUCAAUUUGUGAUUUAAUCUUCUUAACACGCCAUAACAGAUUUAUAAUUUGUCUGGACCGAAACACUCUCGUCGCUUCAAAUUUAAUGUGACCUUUCGUUUAGUAUUUUUUACUCAAUUUCCUGGUAAAAUUUGCUUACGCAUCUUUGAGUCGAGAUCAUAAACAAAUAUCCGUGAGUCCAACCGCAGAUGCUGCUUAAUAAUCGUCUUUAAUUAUGAGGGUGACAUUAUUAAGUGUUCAAAGGUAAUGAUGUAAAAGAUGUAAUCAUUUCUAACCCAACUUUGAUUUGAGUUAGAGAGUGUUACGGCGUUCCAAACCAGGCGCAAAGUAUUCGAACGGCUGGUUUGCUCAUUUAAUGCUUGACUAUUUUUUCGCUCUCAGUUAUUUGCGUGAUUGGCAAAGAAAGCCCUCGCACAUAAUUAAUUUUAAAAGCAAACUGUAAAUGCAUUAUGUUAAAUAAAGGAAUAAGGUUAUUUUGUCAUAUUCCUACUGUCGUGUUGUUGUGUUUAGCUGUGUUGUUUUCUUUCCUUUUGUGUUGUUUUUCUGUUCUGUUUUGUUGCUAUAUUUUAUUGAAUUUUUUUUAGUAGCAUCAAUCUCUUAUUUCCACCCCUCCCCCCCCGCCACAAAGACAAAUUCUCUCGCAAACAUCAAUGAAUUGUCACAUUCAGUGGAAAAUUGUGAAAUUUACUAUUUAAAAGAAAAAUGACCUCUGAAUAGUACAUUGAGAUCUUAAUUGUUCAAGCGAAUUUCCUUCAUUGUUUUUAGCUUUUUCUACUCUUUUUAUUUUCGGCUUCAGUGAAGGAAGGAACCUGUGGAAUUGUGAAUGGAAUUGUGAACGGUUUGUCCAUAAUGUUUUAAAUUACCUGUGCGUAACUGAUUUUAGUUUAGUUAGCCUUAUUCAAGGAAGGCUUCAGAAAUUUUAGUGCCAGCUACAAGGAUAUCAUUCAGUAAAUAAAAAAAUAUAUUACAAGAAAGAUCAUAGUUAAGUGCUUUAUUGAUGAUAAAAUAUGAAGAGACUUUAUAAACUAGGUGCAUUUUAUAUGCAUAAGUAUCUGAAUCCUUUGCUUAUUCCUUUUCAAUGGCCAAAUAAAAUAUUGAAAUCCCAGAACUCAGAAUAUUCGCCUGGUUUUGCGAACAGUUUAUUAUGUUUAAAUUGAUGACAGGAAAAAGACUUAGAGGUUUUUAACUGACCACUGUAGGUUAAAAGCAUUUCAGAUUUUAGAUUCAAACUCUGUUUAAUCCGUUUAUCAUGUUUUGUCAAAAUUUUCUCAUGGCAUAGACACUUAGAAAAGGAAAUAACGAUAAUAGCUUUCUUUUUUACAUGUUUUCAUAGUAACAUUAAUGAAAAAUUUUCAACCCCAAAAAAUUAUUAUUUGGGUACUUCAGUCCUUUUACUGCAACACUGUGAGCAAAACGUAUUGUGGUUAUUGCUGGAGCAUUAAAUAAGCAGACGUUAGAAAUACAAAAGUUGAAUCAGAACAGUAGAUCGCUCUAGUAAGAGUAAUUUGCGUUUAUGUUAAAAUUAGGAUUCAUAUGAAAUCAAGACUCCUCCCUCUACUCUCGCAUUCUCCCUCGUACUCUACAGACUCACAAAAUCUAGUUUCCACCUAGGUUCAAAUACAUUGAUUUCCCUCUUUUCAACAACUUGUUUUCGUUUUUUGUUUGUUUGUUUGUUUGUUUAGUCUGUUUUUUCUUGUUUUUGUUUCCCUUUUUGGGGGGGAAGAGGGAGGGUGUUGACGGUUGAGGGCUUAUUUUAUUUUGUUGUUGUUGCUUUUUUAUUUGGUAUCUUUGUAUGUUUUAAUCUUUUUUUAAUCCUGGCACUCGUUUGAAGCGAUAUAGCGGUGUUUCCGUGAUCAAGCGUUUGACUAAGAAAAAAAUAAAAGUAAAAUAAAAAUACAUAUAGGUUGAUUCUUAAAAAAGCAGCCAAGUGCUCCUUCCAACACAUCAUCUACAAGGAAUGCUAAUCCGUCGCAGGUUUUCCCUUUCAUUUCGUGGUUCUCUGAAAGGAAAGAAGAACCUGGAGAGUUUACUAUAAGAAUAUAAGAAGGUCUGAGGUUGAAUUCCUUAUGGAGACCAUCUUUCUCUCAACUCGAUUUUGCUCUACUAUUCUAAUGUAAUCUUUAAAUCUUUAGACUCCAGGAAUAGUCAGCAUCCAUGUGACAUACAAUGAUACCAAGAGAAUCAUUUCCUAUCAGAAAGGGGGAGAUGUUCAGGGACUCAUCUCUGAGAUCUUGCAACGAUUCUCCGACGUUUUACCUGCCAAUGUUACUUCAGAACAAGUAAAGCUACACCGGUAUGAUAAAACAUUUGAAGAUCUCACAGAAUUAGAAAAUGAAUUCAAGUUUGAUGAUGACCACAAAGUUACCGUGCUCAUUAAGGAGGUACCGGUGCGUUGUGCGUUGUUUCUGAUUCUUAUAGCCUUUAGUGUUAUUGUUUAUAAAUUAAUUAGAAAACUAAUUAAUCCGUGGAACUUCGAUCAUAAUCUCUAGAGCUCGAAUACUGGUGAUUUUGAGAUUUAGCGCGUUAAGGCUUUAACAUGGGUUCAGAAGGUUUCGCCUUAUAGCAAGUUCGCUCUCUACAAAGACAAGUUUCACAGCAAAUCCAUGACAAAGCUCUAUGGACAAACAAAUUCUUUACCAUGUUGAGCAAUGACAACAUGCACAUCUUGUGUUUUAAUCCUGGCACUUGUUUGAAGUAGAGUGUUUCACAGCGAUGUAGAGUGCAUCCGUGACCAAGCGUUUGACUCAGAAAAAAAAGCAUUGCAUUUGGAUCAAAAUUUAUUAUAAUUUCGAUAGAAAAGGAAUACGUGCUACCGUUAGUAAAUGAGUUGAAUAUUUAGGUGGUGAACUUGUUUCUUUAAGGAAACGAACUCGCAAAGGUUUAGGCGAUCAACUUGAAGUUUCUGUAGGAUAUUUAAGACAAUUAGUUUUGUGCGUUUUUAUCGUUUGUUUUGUUUAGUGUAGGUCUGUUUUGUUUUGUUUCGUUUAGUUCAGUUUUGUUUUAUUUACAUUUUUUUUUUGUUUUCUUUUGUUUUGUUUCAUUCGUUUCCUUUCCUUUCCUUUCGUUUCUUUUCCUCUUGUUUCUUUUCGUUUUCUUUCCUUCCGUUUCGUUUCGUUUUGUUUUGUUUGUUCUUCCCUACAUUAAGUCAAGUCAGUCACAUCUCUCUGGUAGCAUGCAGUUUAAACACUUAAGUAAACCGGAAGGCAUAGUAAGAGCAAUAAUAAUUUGACAAAAUGACCCUUUUGAUCAACCUGCGGCUCCUUCUCAGAGGAAGAAAAAGAUCUUCAAUCUUACCUCUUCCCAUCAACGCAGCCAUGCAAUAAGUAUAGGUAAGAAAAUGAUCUCGAAUGAAUUUGGUGUCAAUAAGCACGGGUAAAUUUUUCAAAGAUAACAAAAUCGCACGAGCCCGUAGGGCAAGUGCAAUUCGUAGUCUUUGGAAAGUUUACAGGGGCUUAUUACACCAAAUUGCAAGAGAAAUCAUAUUAUUACUUGUCAAUAAUGUAUAUGAAAAAAAAAUCACAAGAAGUCAAGACAGACGAUACUUUGACAGCGUGCUCUCGCUAUUUGUAAGUCGCACUCGUGUUACAAACUAGUCGGCACUCGUGUUAUGGAUUUAUACUCGUGUUACCUGAGAAUGCACUCGUUUUCAGCCAAUCAGAAGCGCGUAAUUUUUUUUUUUUGGACAUUAUUAAGGAACAAAUGAGCAUUCCACGCAUCGCUAUACUAAGCUGAUUAAAUCUGCUACUUUUCAGGCUGAAGAGAAAGAGGGACGAACACCACGUUGUUCUUCAGACAAUACUUUGAGUAUGCUGCGUAACGGUGAGUCGGCUACGUUGAGUAAUGGUUUUGUAAGGGACUUGACCGAGGAGAGAAUAGAAGUUUAAAAAGAAGAGGUUUAACUGUCUCUGUGUGGUUUUUGUCAAAGUUGAGCCAUGGUAUUGGCUGAAUAAGCUCAAUUAACGUUAUGGAACAGCUGAAGUUAAUUAUCACAUCCAGUGACAAAGAAACUGGCGCGUUUUUCAUUCUAACUUUCGGUUUAUCCUGAAAUUCUGCCUGAUACCCCAAAGGGCAAAAAAAAAGAGCAAAAAUUUGACAAGUAAUAACGGACAGAUUGUAUUAUUCGUUGAUAGAAACGGGAUCAAACAAUCCAGCACAAUUAUCAAAUUUGAUAUCCUGAAUCAAAAUAGGUUAUUACCCAAUCGGAACUCAAGACAAAUAUCACGUGUCAUCAUCACUGUGACCUCUGUCCUACCACAUGGAAGUUAUGUCGCUGGGAUUUAAAUACCAUUUUAGAGCAAGCAAUCUAUCACUGGAUUGCGUUAGAAUACAAUAGUAUUGUAAUACAAAUGUAAAAUUCAAUUAUUUUAUUCCCAUGAUUGACCAAACAGAACCGUGGAAGGAAGAGCCGUUUACGUAUUUUAAAAUCACCGAUGCCACCAUUUAUCGACUGUGGAACCGCUUUAGCAGGAAGGAAGAUGGGAUUGUGAGGAGAGAUCCCAAUAGUGGCGAUGUGCAUUGCGACGGAAGUUCUGAAAAGGGAGACGAUAAAAAUAGUAAGUACACUUUCAUGCUAUCAUGAUCAUAGCAAACAGUCCCCUAGGACUUUGAGUUAAGCCGGAAAAUCACAUGCAGAGAUGGGUGUGUAUUGUGUAUUUUGACAUAUUUAUAAUUCAAUACCCAGUGCCAUAGUUUUCUCUCUCUCUGCACUAAAUCACUGAUCACAGUCUUUAAAGGUGCUGAAACAACUGUCUGAGGAAAAAGGGGGCGGUUCUUUUUGCAGCAAGGAAAUUAUCAGGAUUGUUAUGAACUAAACGCGUUGAAAUGUAUAAUGGCGGUCAGAUGGCGAUUUUCUCUUUUAAUUUACCCCGAUAAGUACCUGAGUGCAAUCAGGUAGCGUUUGUCUGUCGCAAUGAGACGCUGAGCCCCUGAUUCACACAUUAUUGUUUGCACGAAGUGAUAUGUUGUUUUAACUCAACGACAUAUCGCAGUGGGAGAGCAAUGUGUUGUUUUUGCUCCACGCUAUAUCUUUGCAGCUUACAUACUUUAUCAAUUAGUUUCCUCUUUAUUUUUCCCUCACCAAGCAACGAUGCAUCCAAGGUUGCCCUGUUUUCAACCGGCGUGGUAUAAUAUUAUGCAUAGAGAAAGGUGUUUUUUCGUCUUGCCACGAGCGUGGGACAAAGAAAAUUAGACCUUCGGAUUCCGCGCCCCGAUGCUCUACCACCGAGCCACAGAGACUCUACGGUGAGCGGGGUUUAUUACGAAGUUCUACGACACGCGUCCUUCAUACUGAUAGGAUCAGCGAUGUCGUUAGCGUCGUGUUUGUAAGUAGAGGUAGGGCAUCGGAACGCGGAAUCCGAAGGUCUGAGGUUCCAUUGCUAAUAGGGACUUCUUUGUCCCGCGUUCGUGACAAGACGAAAAAACAUCUUUCUCUAUUUCUUUGCCGAGCUCAAAACUUAUCAUCAUUCUAAAUAUUAUGCAUAUCAUGCUUUAACGUUAACCUUGCAAUAUAUGGCCUUAGCAACGGCUCAGAGGAGAACAGGGCGCUACAAAGCUCAAGCCAACAACUUUUCCUCUUUUCCUUUCUUUCAGUAUUUCUUUUCUUAAUCGUUUCUUAAUCCCCUAAAUUACUACACUUUAUGAUCUAGUUUGACAAUUGCUUGAAUCUUUGUUGCUUAAGUCUUCAAAAACGUGUUAUAUAAAUAUCUCAUGCGUCGUCUCUAAAAGCUGGGAGACACAGAUAUCCAAAUCAGUAACCCUGCAACUUAGCGAUAAAUAAUUUCCUAUGAGCAAGAUGUCGUUGUGGUAGAUAUUCUGUGACAUAUGGUUGCCCUUGUUGUUGCUCGCUGGUUAUGAACUGAUGAAAAAACAACUGAAUUGCUUCUUCACUAUGAUCAUAGCUCAUGUAAAAACCAAGUUUAAAAAGCCGAGGGAAGGAGACUACUGCUUUUGUUUUGCCCUCCUGUUCAACGACGCAGACACAAACAAACAAUACGCAAUGAAAGGAAAUGGAAAAGAAAAAAACAUCAUCACCGAAGUAAGGAACUGCAUCAUUUUUUCUAAUCUAGCUUUUAUUAAUUCAUUAAUUCAUUAAUUCAUCCAUCAUUAAUUCAACAGCCCGGUUACCUUGUAAUCCUUUGACUAUAAUUCAUUUCUUUAUUCAUUAUUUAUUAUUUAUUAUUUAUUUAUUGUAAACUUUUUCCGUCAUUCUUUUGUUUUCUUUUUUUAAACUUCCUCCACUUUAAUUCGUUCCCUUUGUUUAUAUUAAAGCCCAAUUGCUAUAUAAUUAACCAUACGAUGUAUGUGUUUGAGGUAACUGAGGCAAAUGAUUUUCCUUUCAAACGAUUAAUUGUUUGGGUAAGCCGACAAUCAAACCGUUCAGGUUAAUUAUAAUAUAACUUUAAUAACAUUUCUUACGAUGGGAUAUUACAAUAUUUUGCACUUAAUUAGGACAGUAUUUAUUAUUUCUAAUUCGACACUCUCUUCUAUUUGCAAGGAAGAAAAUGAAGAUGAUAAUGAUAGGGAGAGCGAUGACGAUAGCGAUGUUUUUUUAUGUUCUGACUUCGGGUGCUUCACGAUCUUCCAACACUACAAUAGCAAACUCUACCUGGGAUGCGAUCACGAUGGUAAAGCAACUCUGGUUAACUCUCCGAGCCCCCAAACUCUUUUUAUCGCUAGCAAAGUUGUUUAACUUGAAAAGACAACUGGAGAAUCGUUUCUCUUUCUUAUGAAUGAAGUCAGCUUUUUGGUAGUUACUUCUUUUUGUUGGAGACGGUUUUCUAAAUUCCAAAGAGACAUAGAGACAUAUAUAGCGUAACUGAUAGAUAUCUGGCAUUCCCUUUGAUAAGGAGCCACUGGUUUAGCAGCUCGUGCUUUCUGUUUUUUUUUUUUUUUAAUUUCACCUAAUUUUAUAAUCAGUAAGACUCACAAAUAACCAUAAAGGAGUUCCAGGUCUUUGCCCUUGAUCUGUUGUUGGUCAACUGCAAAUGAACUCUUAUCAUAAAUAGUGCAUAUGGAUUGUAACAUCUGACCUAUACAUAAGAAAAAAGUGGCAUAUCGAUCAGUUGGUCACCUGCUGUUUUAUCCAUAAUUUAUUUCAUAUAAACUAGUUGUGGUGAGAACAAAUGGCCCACCCAGAUUUGCCUUGCUCACGUGUGACUUCCUAACUUAGAUUGUAAUGGCGCCCAGCUAAUAUCUAGGAAAUCCUGAAGUUUACUCACAUUUAUUCUUACUGAAGUUAACUUGUAAUGUAUAAGUUUUUUUUUUACUUAUUACACAGUUAAAGUUGGAAAGAGAAUUUUCCAAGCCGUCAUUAAAGAAUUUCAAAAAUUAAAGUUGCCUCUUUGAAUAUAGGGAACAUAUAAACUGCGCACCAUUACCAAGAACUUCGAAUAUACUGGACUACUAUUAUCACAUGAGCGGGAGCGUUCUACCGGGAACUAAAACUCUCAUAGAAUCAAUAUAACCAAUAUUUCUAGGAAACCAGUGCCUAAUAUUUUGUAUAUAACACAACGGGUCAUGAAAUUAAUCGCAGCUAAGAACACUAUUGAAACGAGUAGUUGAAAAUAGGACCUGAAAAAAAUUCAGGCCCGUAAGGGAUUUGAACCCUUGACCUCUGCGAUACCGGUGCAGCGCUCUACCAACUGAGCUAACAAGCCAACUGGGAGCUGGUCAAUGUGUUGGGUCCAAAUAAACCAUCCAAGUAAUGAAUGAUAAUUUUAGAUAUAUGAAAUUCAUAUAUUUGCACUGCGGUGAAGAGAUGAAAUUUAGAGAUCCUCGCAGCUAAGAACACCACUGAAACGAGUAGUUGAAAAUAGGACCUAAAACUGAGCAAACAAGCUAAAAUCAUCAACUUGGAUGGUUUAUUUGGACCCAAACUAAACAAAAUGCAAAUCCAAAAAAAUAUAGAUUUGCUAAAGCCUAAAAAGUUGAUUCCAGGUUAAUUUUAAUUCCUGAUCUUAAAUAGAAGCUCGAACCGGCUGUUGAGGGGUUUGAUCAGCUCAGUUAGGUAAUAUGAUGAUUUUAUUUCAGUUUUUUAACCCAUAAAGCUAAGGGGCGCAUGCAAACACGUGAAUGCCGAUUAGUUCAAAAUUAAUGCAUGAAAAACAAACCCUUUCCUUUUUACCCCUAAAAAGAAACAUAAUGUACAAAAGGAGAUUUAAUCAUAUUUCUAGGCCUGAUAGGACGAUCCUUGUUUCUUCAUCCGGUUUCAAUUCAACCCUGCACAACUCGCAUAUCUUUUUCAGCACUUGCAUAUGUCAAAGUUCCCAAUGGAAGGGAUGUAAGUAUUAUAAAAACACCACGAUCGAAAGCUUGAGCCCUUGUAUACAUUCACAAAAUUCUGUACAGAGUAAAUCAGUUUAUAGACUCUCCUUAUAAAGCGGUGACGUAACUGUGCCCACAACGUAGCUGACCGCGCAUACUUAUGGGGCCACGAUCAACCACGUUAGUUGCUAUAUGAGUUAUAAAUUCCGUUACCAAAACUAGAGAUCACCAUGACUUGCAAAUCAUAGUUUUCAAAUGAAUAAAUGUUUUAAGGCAGUCGUUUUUUUGGUUGGGGUAAUGAAGACAGAAUUUGGCUGGCCAAAAAAAUGGAUAUAUUUCUUUAAUCAUCAAACUGUCAAGCGAAUGCUUCGAAAGACAAAAUAACCCAUAGUAUCUUGAGUGUUGAGGUAUUUAUCAUAUUUUGUCAACAUGUGUUUACAUGGAUUAAAUAAGCUAUACAAACUUACGCUUUAGAGAAGCCAAAGCUUACUACCUGAGUGACGAAAACAAGCGAAUGAUCGACUCCGCUUAUACAACUAAACCUUUCACAAUGGCUUCUUGGAAGUAAACCUUUCAAGAGUGUGACCGUUACGCAGAGAUAAGGAAAUAAAACAACACAAUCAUAUGUAUCAGCGGAAGUUCCAUAUUAAGUUGUCUUCUUCAUUGUGGCGUAAAAUCACGAAACCCCACCGUCAGAUCUAGACAAGCACGUCGGAAUUAAUUUCCAUAUCUUAGCCCUAAAGCGAUCAUACGAUGGCUGCUUUAUCUUUCGAAGAGACACAAGUAACCAAAAGAAGGCCUAUCCUAGAAACCCUUUCCUUUCCCUGUGAUGUUCUGUUUCUCACGACAGUUAUUUACGCAACCGUAAAUCCAAUGAGUGCUAGCUUAGGACAAAAGACAAGGGAGAGGUUAGUCAUCUGACAGAUAAACUUUAUCUUUCUCCUGCCUGUGUCGUAUCUGCAAUUAUCACAAGUUAACAAACUUCAAGCCGGGUAAGUAAAACGUUCAACCAUUGUUUUAAACAAUAGGAAGAGAUCUACAACUGAAGCCAUACCAGAAGCUAUAUGCUCCGGAUUAAAAAAAAGGAUAAUUCUACAAACCAUACUUCCUUGUUUUAAUCCAUUUACCACGUGUAGGAGCCUAUUAUUAGACAACCAAGAAAACUGCUCGUCAUAUCGUGGUUGUUAUCACAACUUUAUUAAGACUUUUCCGUGCUUUGGCACAAUAUAAUACAUGCGAAAAGAAUAGUGAAAAAGGAUGAGCAAAACUUUUACAGUCAUGACUUCAUCACAAAUUACAGAUAUACUAAUAAGUGACAGAAAUGGAAUUAAAAACACUCACACCAGGCGGCAUUCACAAUCUGACAAAACACUUCAAAGGCAAUUGCCUUAUUUAGACAAGCAUGUCGGCUGUGUUAUCUUUCUUUUAAAAGAUAGAAGUCACUAAAGAAAAUCCCAUCCUAGGGAACCUUUUCCAUCUCCCCUGUGUCCUACUUCUCACGCCACUAGUUUAUGCGACAGUUGAUCUAAUGAGUGCAAACUUAGGGCGAAAGAAAAGGCAGAGGCUAAUCAUCUGGCUGAUAAACUUUAUUUUGCCUUACUCUUUGGUUUAUCCGCGAGCAAAAAAAAUUAGUAAACUUUAGGGUUAGUACAACGUAGAACCAUUGUUUUAUUCACUUGAAAGAGAAGUGAAGCUAUACAGGAAACUGUAUGCUCCGGAUAGAAUAACGUCGCGUCUACAAACCAUGCUUCCUUGGUUAAAUCCCUUGACCUCGUGUAAAAUGCUACUGAUUGACAGCCGAGCAAACUGUUUGUCCUAUCAUGGUUGUUAUCACAACUUUAUUAAUUUGCUACGUGGACUAUUUACAUAUGAUACAUGCAAAAAAUAGUGCUAACGGCAGAGCAAACCUUUUAAGGUCGUGAUUUCAUAACCAUUGACAGAUAUACAAAUCAGUGACAGAAAUCAUUUCAGGAGGCAUUCGCAAUCUAAAAAACAACUUCAAAAACAACUGCCGUAAUUAGUCCGUAUCUUUCAUAGAGAUACAAAUUACUGACUAUUAUAGAUAAGAAACAAGCUCAUGGGGACUCAGAAUUUUUCCUUUGUCCCACGCUCGUGGUAAGACGAAAAACAUAUUUCUCUAUUUCUUUACCGAGCUCAAAACAUACCAUCUCUCCUCUUAUAUUUACAAACAUGACGCUAUCGACAUUGCUGAUCCUAGCAGUAUGCAGGACGCGUGUCAUAUGAACUUCGUAAUAGACCUCGCUCACCUUGGAGUCUGUGUAGUCAGGGUUAGAGCAUCGGAGCGCGGAAUCCAAAGGUCUGAGGUUCGAUUCUUCAUGAGGACUCAGAAUAUUUUCUUUGUUCCACACUAUUGAUAUGACAAAAAGCAUCUCUCUAUGUAUCUAUAAUUGAAAAGAAUAUCUUUAAAACGAAACAAAAAUAUAAUGAAAUAAAGGAUAAUGCAAACGUAAUUUUUACCCUUGAUAUUUCUUUCUGACCCUUACUAAAUUAGUUCCCAAACCUUAUUUUCGUUCUCUUGGCAAAGUAUAAAAGAGGCCCUUGGGACGUUAAAUACCUUUCUUCGUAUGCUCUGAGAAAAGCAUGCAGAAAAAUGAACCAUUGUGCUCGUUAUAGUAGACAGUGCAGAACUUCAAUAUUGCGUGACAUCAUGAUGCGUUGCGUUACAUUAUAAACUGUCUCAGUUCUUUGAGGAAAUCACCAUAUAAGAGCAUUAGCAUUCAGCCUUCUCUUUUGGUACGCUUCUUCCUGCGAAGAAGCACAUAAUAAAUCAGUUCAAUAAUAUGUUGCUGAUAUUGCCUAGUUCUUGAUCAGUGGUACUAUGAUACAUAUAGCCACACUAGUUAACAAAUAGAGAAGCCUUGACUGUGCUCUGUUCUGUUAUAAAGCACUUAGGAAGCGGCUAGAGCACUCAAGAAGUGGGAAGAAACACUCGACUACGUCUCGUGUUUCUCCCUACACUUCUUUCGUGCUCUAGCCGCUUCCUAAGUGCUUUAUAACAGAACAGAGCACAGUCAAGGCUUCUCUAUUUGUUUUAUAAUAAAGAAUCCGUUAAAUUACCCAAGCAUUACUUUCAAUUUUCAAAACAAACUUUAUUUCCAAAGCGAACAACAAUGUCGUCAGCAUGCUCUAUACUCUCAUAAAGCACGCUACAAAAAGCCAAUCAGAAUCCUUGUUAGAAUGGUUCAAAUAAUCUGAUUGGCUGUACAAGACUAAAGCUGUCAAAAGUGUCAAACCAUCAAAGUUCAAAAACCAUCAAAGUUCACAUUCUACGAUAGUUUACAAACUAAAAUAGUUCGGCAAGUCGAAUUUAACACUUUUGCCUGAAGUUUUUAAGUCUCUAAUAUAGAAUCUCGAAGUGAAAUGUUCAGUGAAAUUCAACCGAAUUAUGGCUCAUAAAAACACGCGAGUUUUUUCCACAUGACAAGGUAGAAAACAAGCUGUUCAAGGCGAGUGUUUUUUGAAUGAAAGACAGCUGAAUUCACCGGAACAUGAAGAUCGCUCGUGAUGACAGCGCUGCAAAACUCGGCUGCAGUGACCGAUGUGAAUUGCCACUCAACGUAACGGAAAGGAUAUCAGAGCAAGCUCUUAUUUUUUCACUCGAAGAGCGGCCGAUGUAGUUUCUGAGGCUUGCUUUACUGUGAUGACCGGAGAUCGCCAUGAUGAGCGAGCCGCGAUGAACUUAGCAUGAUCAUAUUCGCUCAGACACCGUUAUGAUUAGUAUGAAUUUUAACAAUUAUGCCAGUUUGGUUAUAUUUUUCAUCAUUUCUGUUUUGUCCUGUUUUGUUUUUGAACACUGAACUUUAUAUACUAUACGAGUGUUAGCUGUGUUUGAUUUUUAUUACCGUACGUAAGCUUGCAAUCUAACUGAGCGUGAAAAUCUUUAAAACUCGGAAUGUUUAUUUUGUUUUUCCUUUGAAGAUUUCCGUAUCUGCUCAUCUUUAAAUAACGUAAAUUACGGCGCAUGGUAUGUUUACAAACCUUUGUUUGAUUCUUCUGUUGCUAUUUGCUGGCUCGCUUCAGUUCCGAAAUUUCACUUUCAAUUAUCGGGAAAAAGCUAAAAAGUCCCGGAAAAGGUCGAACAUAGUACAAUUGGCAGAUGGCGUGACAGCUUUAGCUCAGUUCUACGCUCUAUACUCUCAUAGAGCACGCUCUUUCAACCAAUGACAGCGCGCGUUAUAUCCGAACUUUAUUAUAAUUUAUAUUAGAAGUGUAUCUUUUUCAAGAUUGCACAAACUCUCUUUAUUCCUCAUCUGAAUGACUCUGUUAUUUGGGACACGUUUAUUCAGUGGUAGACCACCAACAAAGUCCUUUUUUCGUAAAACAACAGUUUUUUCCUGCUUCCAUAUUCGUAAGGUCUCGUAGAUCUGUCCCGAACCCGCGCCGGCGGAUGUAAAGUUUCGAGGAGUCCCGAAAGUUUCCUUGCUAGUGAGCCGUCAUUAAUCAGCGGUUGCAGUUAGACAGCUUAGUCGCAGAAGUGCCAAGCAGUUUGCGGCUGGUAAGGCUCUAGGUCUCAAGAAGGAUGAAAAUGAAGACGUUCAUUUUGAUGGGCCUCCUUAGCCUCCUGAUAACCAUACAUGCUGCUGUCGGUGACGAAGAGGUUGCAGAGGAACCAAUGCUAGAGCCAAAACUGUCACAAGAGUCGGAACGCGAGUCAAACGCCAACGACGCGCCAUCAGAAGAGGUCAACUCGGAACCUCCAACGGAUUCAACAGAAAACUCUUCCGAAGAUGACAAAAAAUAUGCUCUGGGGUCAUUAUGUAACUAUUGUACCUAUUGCAAGGUAGGUAUCGUUGUUAAACUAGAUAUUAGGAAUGCCUGAUGUGAUCAGAUACAAAUUUUCGUACGAGGAAUUUCUGUACGGUGCGAACCGUUGCGGACUUUGAUCUCGAGAUCACAGUGAAGUAUGCAUCAAUCAAAUUCCGCAUAUUAUUCCUUUGCUAACGAUCUUUAAGUAGGAUUUGGCAUAAGGAAUGCAUUUCUUUCUAAAAGUCCCCAGUCUUCGCCUGUGUGGACGUCGGUUUUUUUCGUAAAAGAAUCACCCCCGCUCUGACGUGAUCAGAUGAUGACAAACUAAUGACACCGUUAAAAAGUGAAAAUGAUCGCAACGUCAGACAACGUUAAAACAACCAGUGAGAUUUAGCUUAGCUUGUGGGCUUUGCCACCCUUUGUCUCUUCAAGUCACUUGAAAAGUUGUUCUUCCGUGUAUCCAAAAUGAAUUAUUCAUGUGUGAACAAAUAUUUGACAACUUGCAAUUAAAAGCAAUCAUUGAACAUACUACCUGUCGUAAUCCUAAGUUUUACCGGAUAACGACAGGUGCUCACGUUGGUACUCAUACACAUCACAGGCCUGGUACUCAUGUGCCAGGUGGUGAAGUGUUCUUUCCAUGAAUCAUCCUUCUCCAAUGGACAAGUUAACCCUUUUAUUCCCAGGAGUAAUUUACUUGCAACUUCUACCCAUAACAUCCAUACAUUAUCCAUGAAGCAGGUCUAAUAAUGUUUAGAUAAAAGAUUUAUCAUGAUCUAACAAUUAAUUCUUGUUACCAAGUUACAAGGAAAUGUGCAGCAGCGAAGCAAGAGAAUUAACAAUUGUGGGAUCAUGGGAGUUGAAGGGGUUUUUAAAAUUUGCUAGUACCCUUCAUGUAGUAACUCUGAUAACUCACUUUUUUCUGGUAGUUUUGUGAAUUAUGUGACAAGGAUUGUCCCUGUGAGAAAAGUAAGAAAAAGCCAAACUGUCACUUGUGCAAGGUAAGUAAAAGGUUUUUAAUCUGUAGACCACCCCUGCUAAAAAUAAUUUGAGGGCAAAAUUUAUAAUUAUCACCUUUCAGAAUCACUAUCUCUGUCAAUAGCUUAUUAUGAGAAGUUCAGUGCCAAUUUUUUAUUGUUAUUAUCAUAUUUCUAUCAUGAAUUUAGGGUAAUUUUUCCCUUUUGUAAUUAGUCUUUGACAUUGAUUUUUUAACUAGGUAAAUAAUUAAGGCAGCUUAUAUUAAGGAAUCUUGCAUUCUGUUUUAAGCUGUCCUUAAAUUGAUUGAAUUGACUAGUUCAAUGUCAUUAAUUUGGAAGUUAUAUUUACUAGAAAACACGAUACAGUCCUCAAGAAUGAGCAACAUACUGGAAUUUCAUUAAGGAAUAGUUUUUUUCUUUUUUUCAUAUGUUUUGUGUAGUGAUCAGCUUUGUAUUAUUUUUUAAUGUUUUGUUGGUCUUUCUGUUUGUGUCUACAGUAUUGCAAAUAUUGUAGCCUUUGCAGUGUUUGUGACACAGUUUGCACUCCAGGUUAGUUCUGAGAAUCAAUAAGAUAUGAAAUCCUAUCAAUAGAGCAUAAUUGUUUUUUUUUACAAUUAGUAUUAUUAUUUGAAAAUCCUUUACCCUUGCUUGAUAAUAGGCUUUAAAUACUUACAACAAUUUUAUCAAAAUGAAUAAGUUCUUGUGCAAUUUGAAACCCUUCAAAUUACAAUGUUUUUGCUUUUAAGAGAGUAAUAUUUAAAAUGUUGAUGGAAAUGUUUAACAUGAAACCAAGAGGAUGUUAGUUGCCAGCAAAAUUCUGAGUAUAUGUAUAAAAAAAGAAAGACACAAUUUAGCAGUAUGAUUCAGGCUCUGCAAAUUCUGAGAAAUUAUGUUGCAAAGUAUUAAGGGGUCAGUUUUUCAAAACAACAAGGAGCUGUUUGUUACAUUUAACCCUUUCACUCCCAUGAGUGACCAAGACAGAAUUUCUCCUUACAAUAUCAAUACAAUAUCAAGCAGGCAGGUGAUGAGAAUAGCGAAGAAUAUCAAUCAUGGGAUUAUUAGUUGAUCCAAUACCAAAUUCUCUGAACUAAAAUCAUAAGACUUGUAUGGCAGAUAGUAAGGAGAAUUACUAAUUAGAUAUUGGGAGUGAAAGGGUUAAAUGCUUGUGGCAAAAAUUAUUUGAAUAUCUUGCACAAGAAAGCAAUUCACUUUUGUUUGUUUUAACCACAGGGGGAGUUAUUGAUGUUGUGAGUUCAGCUAUUUACAGGUAAGUUCCAUAUUGGCUUCUUAACAAGAAAACAAAUAUUUAAAUGUGAGGCCUGAAAAUAUUUAAAAAGCUAGUUCUAGUUAAGUGGCUUCAUAUUUGUAGGUCCUUUAUAGAGUAAAAACCCACAGUAGCCCUUUCAUAAGGUAAUAACACACAUGGUGAGAUGAAAAAAACAUCCAUUCAAGGCACAGCCUACAUGUAGUGUGUCACUGAUGUUCCUGCCACAUUUCGAAGUCUUAGGUGAUCUAUUAAAGAAAUAAAAAACAUGCCAAAGGGGAGUGCUUCUCACACUUCUCAAGUGUUCUUAAGAAUUCCCAAGUGCUUAUAUAACUCAACAAUGUUUGAGGAACAAGUUUUGUUAUUUCUAUUAUAAAAUGUAUGGUAAAUUGUGUGCACGUGUACUAAUGACGUAGGCUGCAUGCAUUAUAUCUCUAUAGUGCAUUCAUGUGACGUAAGGCGCAUGCUUUAUGAAAAUAUAAUGAACUCAUUCUGGCUAAUCGCAGCAUGCACAUUUCUCUGAACAUUUUAUAAUACUGAAUGUAAACACGGCAACAAAUCAUCUGUUUUUCCUAUGUAACAUACAAAGAAAAUGUUGUUAAUUUUGAAAUCAUUUAUACAUUUUUCCUCCAUUCUGAUAUUAAUAACAAGCUGAAUUCCACACAGGUUUUGAUUGAGUCUUAUGAUAUAUUCAAGGACAAACACUUACAUUAAUUUUCUUGGUUUGUGACAAAUUCUAAAAAAAGCUGACUUGUUACGCAUUUUGAUCAUAUCUCAGUACUGAUCUUAAGAACAAAUGGAUUUCAUAUUGCCAUGUGUCUGUUAAGGAACAGAGCACAGAUGAUGUCAAAAUGUGAUGAGAACAAAAAAGUGGCAUACAAAGGACACUUGAAAGUGUCAGUGAUGCUCUUACUACAGCUGAAACAGACCCACAGCAAUAUGAAAUCUACUUUUUUCAAGAUAAUAAAGCACAAAAAAAAAAAAGUUAAUGGUGAGGUCAUCUAUAGGUAUACCAAAACAGUGUCUUUCUCUACUCAUGGUUAAGUCACCAAAAGACAUAAUUCUGUUAACACACAUGUAUUUUUUCCUGUAGCUCUCUUCCAUCUUUUGACAAAGAAACAAAAGAAAAAGUCGACGAUGACAUCAAAUCAGCCAGGAAAUGGAUCAAGGAAUACCUCUGAUGAUUUUUUUAAAGAUACACAGGAUUGCAAAAAUGUUGACACUUCAAAAAGUGUCUACAGUGAAUGAUGAGUCCUUGCAGCUCUCUGCCUACAUAUAUAUAUAUAUAUAUAUAUAUGAUAACACCAUUAGCAGGUAGUGAAUGAUGGAAACAAUCCAUACUUUCCUCAAUGAAAAGGACUACCACAUAAAAGGUUUUUCAUGAAUAGUGAAAAAAAUUUCUCACAAAUUAGUUGGGUCUCAUUACAUGGAUCAUGCUUUUUAGGUGUGAACAUUUUUGCAAUUAAGUGUAUACUGAUCCAAUGUACACAGUUUUUAGAAAUUUUUCUUAUUAUACAAAGGUUGCUGACCUUUUCAAAGGUCCUUUUAAUGCUUACAUGUUUGCUUUAUUAAAUAAUAUUGAAAAAAGUUGCCUUUGAAUUGAUUUUGUGGAAAAGUUUAUCUUGUUUAUGAAAAGCAAAAAUAGCAUAUUUGAGAGUAAAGCGACUUAAAGCUUACUAUUAAAAAUACUGAUUUUAUGACAAAUUUGAGGUGGAUUUUUAUUUAUAAUUAUUAUCAUUAAAAAUAAUGAAUAAAUGUUGAUGAAUUUAACUU